This is a messenger RNA of Musa acuminata AAA Group (dessert banana), 2089 nucleotides long. RefSeq lists its product as uncharacterized. The record is from RefSeq and is a predicted model, not a curated record. The transcript has 12 exons. Gene Ontology annotation, cellular component: cytoplasm. The coding region runs from base 403 to 1638 and encodes 411 amino acids. Lineage: Eukaryota; Viridiplantae; Streptophyta; Magnoliopsida; Zingiberales; Musaceae.
ACGACCCGGCUUGCCUUCCGGUUACUUCACUUGCGGAUUGAACUCUUGAGCAAAACCGUCAGAUCGGGUGAUUGUAGAUUUUGGACCGUCCGAUCCAAGGGGAUCGGAGUGUCGUCUUUCUGUACUCCGCUGCCGCCUCUUUUUCCCCCGCUGCCGCCUCUCCUCUUCCGCCGUCACCUCCUCAGUCGCCUUAUCCGUGUCUCUUCGUCUGCGUCUCUGCCGUGUCUCCCCGUCCGCAUCGCUGUAUCCUUCUCUUCCUAUUGUUACGCGUCUCCUCCUCCUCCUCGUCCUCCCCGUCUGCUCUUUCUCUCUCUCUCUGAUCGGGAAAGUACGGUACGCCGACCAAUAUCGAUACCGGACUCAGAAUCUUUUCUUUUUACUGCACUAGGUUGCUCCGGUUGGAUGGGUUCCAACAUGAAUGACAUGAAAUCGCUUCAAGAAACUAAUCUUGAUGAAGAAGGUGAUCAAGAAUUUGAAUUGGAGGAUGUAGAUGAUGGAGAUGAAGAGGAAGAAGUGGAGGAAUAUGUAACCCUAGGUCUUGUUGAAAAGCCCAAGAAUCCUAAAUUCCUUCUUCGCCAUCUAUUCCCAAGCAAAGCUGGAGGUGUUCCGGCAUGGUUGGAUCCAGUGGAUUUGCCACAAGAGAAGUCGCGAAUAUGUGGUUUUUGUGGAGAGCCUCUUCAGUUCCUUCUUCAGAUUUAUGCACCGAUUUCUGAGGAGUCUUCUACUUUUCAUCGGAUCUUGUAUGUUUUUAUGUGCCCAUCCAUGUCAUGUCUUCUUCGGGACCAGCAUGAACAGUGGAAGCGCAGAGAAGACAAUCCUUGUCGAAGUGUGAAAGUCUUCCGUUGCCAAUUACCUCGAUGCAAUCCAUUCUACUCUAGUGAGCCACCAAAGCGUGAUGGCAUUGACAAACCAUUGACUGUUGGAGCUGCACUUUGCUCUUGGUGUGGCACAUGGAAAGGGGAGAAAGUUUGUAGUAGUUGUAGGAGAGCACGUUACUGCUCUGAGAAACAUCAGGCUUUGCAUUGGAAGUCAGGGCAUCGAAAUCAAUGUCGUCAGAUUGUAAAUUACUCAGAAACAUCUAGUUCAAGUCCUGAUUCCUCUAGCAAUAGGCUUCCAGCUGUGGGCAAAGUUGCCUGCAGUACACUAUGGCCUGAAUAUGAGAUUAUCAUAGAAGAUGAAUGUGCUUUUGAUACGGAAGCUUUUGAAGAUAAUAAUUGUGCAACAUCAUUGGUGCCAAAAAAUAUGAAAACAGAUGACUCAUAUCAGUUCAUGUUGGACAAGUUUGAGGCUGAUGAAAAUAAAAGGACCUGGGCAUCAUUUCAAGAACGAAUUGCAAAAUGUCCUAAGCAAGUGUUGAGAUAUUGCCGAGAUCCUAAGGCAAAACCACUAUGGCCUUUGUCAAUUGGCUGCCCCUCUGUAGCAAAUAUUCCUAAAUGCAACUACUGCAAUGGCCCUAUAUGCUAUGAAUUCCAGAUCAUGCCUCAGUUGCUUUUUUACUUUGGUGUGAGAAAUGAUCCUGAUUCACUUGACUGGGGAACCAUUGCUGUAUAUACAUGUUCAGCUUCCUGUGGAUCAAGUAUAAGCUACAAAGAGGAAUUUGCAUGGGUUCAGUUAUAUCCUACAGCACCAAUGACUUGAAGGUUCUCUGAUGUGUAUGUGCUCUAUGCCAUAAAUUCCAGGUGAAAUUGAAAGUGUGAACAAGUUUGGUCUGAGAACUGAGUUGUCAUGCUUUGUCAUGCUAAAUAUCACAAAAAGAGAGUUUCUGUGGAUUCACCACCUAUGCUCUGUAACUACUCGCGCUGAGUCCUGGUCAACAUCACAAAGAGAGAAUUUUUGUGGAUUCAUCACCUAUGCUCUGUUACUGGAUUCUAAUGUAGUGCUUGUGUAGUUGACCAUUUUUGUUUGUGAUACUAUAUUAUCCUAGAUGACAAUACCUUUUCCAAAUUAAAUGUUUUAUUCUCCCAAUCAGCUCGGAUGGCUUAUGUUCAUUGUCAAGGGUUGCUUCCGUUGAUUGCUCAGAAUAAUUUGAACUCGUACAAACUGUUUAUUUACUUUGUUGUCUUAAAUGAUUAUAUGUUUUGUUACUGGA